This is a messenger RNA of Diorhabda sublineata, 8149 nucleotides long. Its product is annotated as derlin-2. The record is from RefSeq and is a predicted model, not a curated record. Gene Ontology annotation, biological process: endoplasmic reticulum unfolded protein response. Gene Ontology annotation, molecular function: ubiquitin-specific protease binding; misfolded protein binding. Gene Ontology annotation, cellular component: Hrd1p ubiquitin ligase ERAD-L complex; endoplasmic reticulum membrane. NCBI's taxonomy places the organism in Eukaryota, Metazoa, Arthropoda, Insecta, Coleoptera, Chrysomelidae. The coding region runs from base 138 to 899 and encodes 253 amino acids. The transcript is spliced from 5 exons.
GAAGUGAACAAAUAAACAAUUGUCAGAAUUGUCAAAUGUAAGAUAAGUAAAUAUUCUGAUGUGGCCAAAAAAAUACUCUAGAAUAAUUCUUUACAAUUAGUUCCUCUAUAAUGUCCUGAUACAAAAUAAUUAUUAGAAUGGCGUACCAAACUUUAAGGAAUGAAUAUAUGAAUAUGCCCCCGGUUACGAGGGCAUAUACAACCGCUUGCGUUAUCACAACUUUAGCUGUGCAACUGGAGCUAGCAUCCCCAUUCCAGUUAUACUUUAAUCCAAUUUUGAUUGUAAAACAGGGUCAAAUAUGGAGACUUGUAACUACAUUUCUUUUCUUUGGCACAUUUGGAUUCAACUUUUUUUUCAACAUGAUUUUUACAUACAGAUAUUGCAGGAUGCUAGAGGAAGGGUCAUUUAGGAACAGGACAGCUGACUUUGUAUUAAUGUUUUUGUUUGGAGCAGUGUGUAUGAUUGGAUUUGCUUUUUUUGUUAAUUUAAUAUUCUUAGGACAAGCAUUUACAAUCAUGUUAGUGUAUGUUUGGUCCAGACGAAACCCCUAUGUAGGAUUGAACUUUUUUGGCCUUUUAAAUUUCCAGGCACCAUACUUACCCUGGAUCCUUCUAGCAUUUUCUGUACUUUUGGGUAAUGCCGUUUAUGUAGAUUUAAUGGGUAUCGCAGUGGGACACAUUUAUUAUUUCUUAGAAGAUGUUUUUCCACAACAAAGAGGUGGUGUUAAAAUUUUAAAGACACCAAAUUUCAUGAGAACAUUGUUUGAUGCUCUUCCAGAUGAUUCAGAUUACCAAAGAUUACCAGAAGAAAAUCCAGGUGGUUUUCAAUGGGGAGGGCAGAAUCAAAAUCAAAACCAAGAUAGGGGAGCUGGAGAUAACGAAGAACAGAAUGUUCGAUAAAAAAUGGCCAGUAGGUGGUAACUAGAGACAAUAUCACUGUGUUAAAAUUAACUAUCACUAGUUUUGGUUUAGUUUAUUGUAUAUAAUUUAUAAUUUCAAAAUGUGUUUUUAUAACAAAAAGGCACUUAAAAGAAACAAAUAAAUCUAUCGUUCUGGUAUUAAAUUAAUUUUGACCUAAUGGAAUAUUGUCAUCACUCUAGAGCCGUGAUUCUCAAAGUGGUCCAGGUGGUCCUCGACUCGACGGGGUUCUACGUUGGACGUGACAAUAAAUGGGGAUUCACAAUCGUAAGCAGGUGUUCAUGAAAAUUUAUUUGGUUUCAAUAGUGAAGAACUAAAAUACAGACUUGACUUCUACCAAUAUGGGCAGAAAAUAUUUCAAGAAGCUCAGCGACUGUUACUUGUGAAAAUUUGCAUAUUCCAUAUUCAGUAUAACGUUUCGAGACCCGUUGCCGCGCCGGCCGUCGUCCCGUCCGCAACACUUGUUCAAACUUUCAUUUUAAUACGACUUGUGGUGUGUACGCUUGUAAUCUUGUAUGAACUUAUUUGAUUCAUCACUCAUAUAAUUACGAAUGUAAAUGAUAAACGUUACUCAUUUGUUACUGGACAAUGAAUGGAAUUUGUUUCCAGAUUUUCGUAAAGAAAAGUAAAGUUGAUCGAUAUUAGUGAUUUCCAGUGUCGGAAAAGUAAAUAUCUACCUGCCCAUUCUCGAGCUUAGCACUAAUAAGGAGCUGAAAGUUUACUUAAAAAAGGGUAUAAAAAAUUUUGGCUGCAGGUAGAAAUACCUGAAAAUAUUCUGGACUGUGGGGAAUUGUGUAAAAGUUUAUUAUCGUGUUUCCCUCGACAUGUCUUGUCGAAAAAAGUUUUAGUGCCAUUACAAACUUAUUACGGCUAGAGGUCAGUAAUCACCUUAGAACAGAGUAGUAGUCGGUCAUUUUGGAUAACCAUUUUAUGACUCACUGUUUGCUUGGUCGCUAUUGAAAAAUUGGUUUUUAUAUUAUAUUUUGCCACUCUUAUUACUUAUUUUUUACUUUAUAAUAGUAUUUUCUAAAGUUAAGUUGGGUUUUUAGUUAUUUUAUACUCGUAGAUACUCUCAAUGAUAUAAAGAUAGUUUUCCUACGACCACUUAUGAAAAUGAUAGAUUACACACUCAUUUUUACCUAAGAAAAGAGCUUAUUUCACACAUGUACUAAAAAAUAACAAAACGUACAUGUAUUGAAAUGCUUCUUUUUCUUAUAGUCUUGAACGAUAGAGGGAAUACGCGAGUACAGUAUGAAUCUGGCUGGGUGGCGAAAGGCAAAAGGACAAAUUGAAGAAGACUGAAGAAGUAGACGAUAUGAUUUUUUGAGGUUAUAUUAGUGUUUAAAAUAAAAAUUGAAAGUUUGUUGUGAUUUCUGUUCAAAUACAUACUAGUGUCUGCAAGAUAAGUUAAAAUUAAGUGUUAUUACUAUUACUGGGUAAUGUAUAAAGUAGUUGAAUGAAAAUCUAUUCUCCUUAGUGAAGGAAAACAUUCUUCAACAGAACAAUAUACGGGCCACACCUUUAGGGGUUCUUCUGCAACAAAUUUGGUAGAUACAGCUGCAUUAAAACCCUACGGAGGGUGGAAAUCCUCUAUCGUGGCUGAGCAGUACAUAGAUAUUUCUGCAAAUAAUAGAAUAAUGACAGCUAAUAAAAUAAUGAAUGUCAUUAGCAACACAAGCACAUUAAAGAAAGAAAUUGCAAAUAGAAACAUGAACAAAAUGCUGAACAAUAUACUGACACUGCACAACCCAAAAACAAUGCAGUUUGUGUACUUUUAUAACGUCCGAGGAAAAAAAGUAAAACAAAAUCAUUAAUAAUUAUUUAGUUCUUGUUAGGUAUAUGAUAUAGUUACAAAAAAUAUAUUGUUCUAUUGGUUCAUUUUCUGUUCUUUAAUUAUAAAAUAUUUCAUAAUCAUUCUUUUUGUUUUUGUCAUCUUUAUUAUUACAAAAUAAAAAAUAUUUUGUAGGAUUUUUUCACUUUUCAACACAUAUGUUGAAAUACUUUGAAACACAUGUGUGAUAUUGUUUUAAUUGACUUUCAUAUUUAAAAAAUGAGUUUUUUUGAAGAAUUUUUUAUGUGGUUGUAGGAAAAAUCACUGUACUUUUUUUCGCCCCACCAUGAUUAUGUCAGAAAUAAAUUUGAAAACUGUUUGCCUCACCGUAAGUCUAUCUAAGUGGUAGUGUUCAGUUAAUGCAUUUUCAGGAUUUACAUUAGAAGCUUUGGAUUUUUUUAAAUUAAAGUUCAAGUAUCUUCUAAACAUUUAUUUGCAGUUUAGUUAUGGACAAGAUGGCAAUUAAGCACCUUAAAUACAAUGGCUACACAUACAUUGGAUAUGUGAAGACAGUGUUUAUCACUUCACCUCCCGAAUAGAAAGAUUGUAAAUAAAUACGAAAAACGUUACAGUAUUAAAAGGAUUUAAUACACGCCAAAAUGCGGGAACAUGGUGCUGGAGAUCUAUUCAUUUUCGAGUCCGUUUGCCUAAUUCAUAAGCGCUAUUCCAAUUCCAGCAAGAUCGUUGCACGGCUAUCCACUUAGGAUCGCGGAGCACGACAUUUACAUUUCCAAAUGUAAAGACCAGGAGAACAGAAACAGUGAAAUUCCUCUUCCAACUUCUUUCUAACUAAUACAGAACAUAACAACAGCUCUGCUAUAAAAUGCUAAAGAUGAAUGUACAACCAACUUUAACAUGUACUUGCUCCAAAUUUGAAUUCUAGUAAUUUGUACCUGUUACUAGAAAUCAUUAUUAGAUUGAAAACUUACCUGCUGGCAGACUCCUUUUCCAGGCAAAAAACCACAGCGGACCCUUAUCAGUCAAUCAAACGUACAGUAGAUUCAUUUAUUUGGAGAGAAAAUUAAUUGUGCUGGAUAGAAGAAAUCAGAGAUUGUUUCAAAUCAUUUGACAUGCCAAUUAUGAGUCUAUGGACAGUAUUGUUUGAUAAUAGCUACCAUAUGGUUUUAUGAGGGUUUCCACUAUAGUAUGAGCUUUACAUAUCUUUGCCACCUGAUAACUUAUCAAGAAAAAAGUUUUUAUUAAUUAUUUUUUUUUGAGUUUACAUGCAGUGUUGAGAAGCACCUUAUUCAGUGCUCUUCCUCUUUGGUGUGAAGAUUCGGGCGAUUAACCUCAAAAUGAUGACUCAAUUUAACUGGAACUAUCGAACUGUUCGGAAGGACUCGCCGAUUUUUACCCUCCUCUGUUUCGUAAAACCCAUUUUUAAGUAACAUUCGUUACACUUAUGCUUUUUAGUAAUUCCACUUCAUGUGACUGCUCUUCAUUUGGUCAUUCUCCAUCAACAGGGAACUUUCGUUGCUGUGAAAGUGAUGAAGAAGCUGCUAGCUUCUUCAAUGAUCCCGACUUCAGCCACCUAUCGAGGGCGGAAGUAAUAAACUGGGCAAAAGCAAAUGGGUGCAAUCAUGAAGGAAUAUUUAAUGAUGCCUAGAAAAAAAUCCGGCGUACACAAAGCGAGAACAUACGAGAUAGUAAGCAUUCUGAUUAGUCGGCCUCCAGAGUUUUACAGAAAAUCGAGCAAGGAGGCCACAUCCACCGGCACUAAUCCGUAGACGCAGUUCAAAGUGACAACGGAUCUCCUAGAAAGAGUGGGCGGAUCCCUAACGUACAUACUAUUGUCGAGGCAAAACUGUACAAACUAAAUAAAUUUCAAAUCAAAUUAUAUGUAAUUAGCUUGGAAAGUUGAAUAAAAGUCAAACAUCAAUAACAACUAAUUUAUUAACCAAAACAUUGUUGUCAAGUUGCAAAUAAACAAGUGUUUUUGGGUACAUUAUAAUUAGACUCUUCUAUUUAAAGAAAAUGUACGCACAAUUGUUUAAAAAAUUAAAUUCGAAUGGGAUUUUUAGCACAACCACAAAAUUUUUCAGUUUCAAUACAAGUUUACAUCUAAUUAGAUAACAGUAAGUUUUACUUUAAUGUUUUCCAUUGAAAACUUACAUAAUAUUUCGAUUGUCAAAUAAAAGACGCGUUUACAAGAACAUUAACGUUUAAAUUAACGAAUUCACUUAAUUACGAUGAGAUUAAAAAUAAAUACGACGAUGGUAACACACAAGAUAUGACUAGGUAAUUUUGAUCCCAUACAUAAACCAAAUUACAAUCCCUAUUGAAAUGAAAUCAUAUUAUUAAUAAGAAAUUGAGCAAUAAUUUUUGCUGCGUAUGUCAAAACGUGCAAUAAAUUUGCUAGAACACAACAAAUGUUUUAUUUUUAUAUCAUGUCUUACGCGGGGUUCCCAUAAGUAGUUCGCAAGAGUACUAUUGGAGCAGGCCUGGACUGGUUAAGUAGCUGGCCCGAGGGCGCCCCGAAUAGUCUUUCUUCAAUUGUUGAUGAAAAAUUCAUAAUCAGUGAACUCAGUGUAAAUUCAUUAAUUUAAUUACUAUUUUUAAAGAAAUCUUCAAUGGAAAUUUAGACAGCAAAUCUCCAUUCCACAGCUAGAAAUCUUAUAAGUAACGAUCCAAUUUUUUAACUUGUCUCACUAGAUUUGUUUUGGGUCCCUUCCCUUAUUUCAGAGUACUUGCAAAGUAAAACCAUUGAGUAUGUUUCAGCUUGGAGCUUAGUACACAGCUCCAGCAAGUUAAGGACAAAAGAAAAGACAAGCAUUUUGAAGUUUCGUAGGCAAAUAGAAAAACCUAUACAAAUGCAGUUAAUCUUAAGCUAAACGCAAAUGGCAUUGCUGUCGAAUUACAUUUGGACUGAUGCCCAGUGAAAAUCAAAAUAUGAAGCUGAUUCUAGUUCAACAUCACAAAAUUUUGAUAUUUUUGACUAUGCAAGGAUGAGUUUUGAAGAAAGAUUUUGCGCAAACAUAAACGUUUUACAAGAUAGCUUUUGUUUGGACUCCCAAAAGUUUGACUUUUCAUCAUAAUCAAAAACGGAUGUUCAUUUAGUUUAUAGAGCUUUAUAACAAGUUUAAAAGAAUCUUUCACUUAAUUUAGUGUUUUAUUCCUGAAAAAUAAAAAAAAUUUUCAUAUGUAUAAGUUUAAUUCUGCUUAUUUUAUCUAAAUUCUGACUAAUAUGGGCAUAUUACUUUUUCAAAUGGAAUUUAUAACUUAUUUCACAAACGUGACCAAGUAGCCCCAAAACUGGGUUAACUUGGGCACCCAAUCAAUAAUUUUUUUUUCAUAUACUAAUUGAGGCGUGGCAUUGCAAAACUCACUAUAUCCCGGUAACGGUGGAUUUUGAAUCUGCAUGCAUGCUCCUUCAAAAACUACAAUGUGUGUGAUAUUAUUUGUUUGUAAUUUAAGUUUAUAAAGAGAUUUGAAACAUAAUAAAUUUAUUGUUUUAUUUUAUUUAAAUAAUUGUUCUUUUACGAAUCUUUUGGUAUUUUUAAAGCAAUAAUUAUAUUAUACUUUGACACUUACAGAGGGGGCCCGAGAAGAUCUCUGCACAAGGACCCAAUUUGUAGUUACUGUAAACAGUUUUACUCCCAUAGAGACAAAAUCCAGUAGGAUACUUUUAUUUUGAAAUAUAUUCAAUAUUUUCCUAUAAAACUAUCCCGCCCUGUAAAUAAAAACGUUCCAUCAAAAACGGUGAGUACCCAGUACUUUGUUAGAAAAGUUGGAACUCAAUAAUUCCUGAUUCGUGUUUGUCAAAAUCUAAGAAAUUUCACCACUUCGAAUCAAACUCCUCUCAAAAAAAUUUUUACUGUCUAGAACUUUACCGGUAGAGUGGAGAGAAGGACCUAGAUUAAAAGAGGUCCAAGAAAAAGAGCAGCAGUUAAGGCUCAUCUUGAAAAACUAAGUUGUGUUGAAAGUCAUUACUUUCGUGGUAAAUUGAUCCAAAGACAUUAUGUCUCAGGUGACUUAAAUCUGCUCAAGCUUUGUUGUAUGAACAAUAAUCAGCAGCUUGAUGAACUGAAAGCCAAGAGAACGUUUUUCAGUAAUAUUUUUGAGCAGGAUUACAACAUAGGGUUCGGUUCACCAAUAUCUAAUGCAUGUUCCAAAUGCAUUGAGCUCAAAGGGAAAGUAAAGAGGGAACCAGAUGUUCAAGAAACUAAUAAGUUGGUUAUCGAACAUGCUGUUCACAAAGUGAGGUACAAAGAUUUUCAUAAGAAGCUAAAAAACGAACAAAGCGACCUAUUUAUUAUGUCGUUUGAUUGUCAAAAAAUUUGGUUUGACCAAUGUGCAUAUUACAGCAGACAAUUGUAUAUUUACAAUUUCACCAUUGUGACGAGAUCUUCCAAAGGCCCCAUGACACCGGACAAGAUAUUUUGCUAUACUUGGAUAGAACAUGAACACAGAAAAAGUUUAAACGAGCACUCUUUUUCACCAUCCGAUAGAGUAUUUGCAUUAAUAAAGAAAAAACUCAGACGUCUCCUGAUUAUUAUUCAACCUUCCGAAUACCAUUCAAUUUUUUCUGAAUAUUGCAAUGUAUUCUAAAUGGGAGAAGAAGUUGAAAUGUACAACUGGAGAAGUUUCAAGAGGCCUGCUAGUUGGCAUUUCUAAUUUAACGAAGCAAAACGCUUUUUAUUCAAAAAAUCUUUUCGAAAUAAUAUAUCGACAGCUGGAGAGCCUUUCUUCAACUCAGUUAUAGGCCAAUGUAAGUUUGUAUUCAAGAAGUAUAACUCUGAAAUUCAAUGUCUUAUCAGAAUCGCUAUUUAGAUGUGAUGGAUAAGUUUGGAUAAAAGCAAUUACUUAUUUGUUGCUGAUUAACACAGUUUUUCAUGAAUUCUGAAAAUUUUCCAAAAAUGGAUAGAGUGAGUUUUGCAAUGCCACGCAUCAAUUAUAUAUUUACUUCGUUUUUUGUGUCAGACGAUGCUCUUUAGUCAUGUCGGUAUAAUGAAUUUUUUUUAAGGAUAUUCUGCGAACCACUUUUGAUUUAUUCAAAAAAAUGUCUCGAAAAGGUGCUUAUGGAACUUAACUUGUAUAGGCGAGGAGUAAGAACUCUCUCUCUAAAAAUAUAAUUACCAAUUUGUGUGAACCGGCCGUUGAAAAAAGAAGUAAAAUUGUUUUAUUUUCAAUACUUCUCCACGUGUGUAUAAAAAUAAUAUUAAAUUUGAAUAUGACCAAAAUUACACCAUGAUCACAAACAAUCACAAAACAAAAACUGAAUGAGAGAUAAUAUAUUUUCAUCCAACGAAAAAAUUCACUAUGGAAUUGAAAGUGUUGUCAAAUCAGAUUCAUCACCGGAAAAAAAGGAUAGUGGAAUGGCAUGGCAAAAGAAUUUUUUAAGCUCAAGUUUUUGAUUUUGAUUUCUUGAGACCUAAAAUCAUCAUAUAUAUAUAUAUAUAUA